CUUUCUGAGAGGCUGAUCAGCGACGCACAGCCGAAGAUCUUCAUUCGUCUAGCUUCAGCGUUGUUCGGAAGUAUCGAAAGAGUUCUGCAUACAAGCCUGCGCAACGGGGCACCGUCACCUUGACUUGGUAGAAGUCGCUCUGCACAAUGGCAGGCUAUGGCUACCCUCAAUCAGCUCGCUGGCCACAAGACCGCAGAACCGCGAGCCAGACCGGCCUCAUUGACGCCCAUUCUAGCGAGAAAGAAUAUAUCCCCCAGACGACACGAGGCUUCUAUGACCAGCCAGGCCAAUACUCGUCGGGCUCCGUGCUUCCACCACGAGGCUCGCCGAUGGAGAAGUACGGAGCAGGCUAUAUGUCACCGCAGAGCUCCUCUGGGGUCACGCGAUACGGUCCCGCUCGUCCAGGGACGCGACAGAAGAAGAGAAUAUGGAGCUCGCCUUGGUGCAAGUUCGGUCUCCCUUUGCUCGUAGUCGCCAUCAUUGUCGCUGCCGCCCUCGCAGGUUACUUUGCUAGUAGAGCGUCCUCAGACGAGCACAAGAGCAGUACGGUCAAGAAUAGUGCGGCAAACGCGCCUACUGCGACGAAUAGCAACGGACAGCCGGUCUAUCCUUCUUCCACGGCCACGCCCGUUGCGCCAUCCUUCUCGUCUGACAGCAGCUUAGCAUGUUCUGACGACGACUUUACGCCAACGUCAGGCGGCGCGACAUAUCAAGUUCGUGAGGCGCAACCGCGUCUCUUCGCGACGACCGGCAAAUGGUCGUGCGUACAGAGGCUCAGCGCAACGGAUCCAUACCUUUCAUCGUGGAAUCAGACCAUCUUUGCAAACGCAACAGCCUUUGCUGCCAUGACGCCGACCAAUUACUCGAUCGACGGUGGUCUGGACGGUUCAGGCGUGCUCGAUGUCGCGCGAGAGGUCCAGCUGCGGAUGAAGCACUGGGGAUAUGCAUAUCGCAUGUCAAAUGACUCUUCGUGGGCUACUCGUGCUUGGGAAGAAAUCCUCGUCGCGUCUGGCAAUUCGACGAGCCAGUACUUUGGCAUCACAGGCGAUAAUUGGAACACGCAGCAUUUCCUAGACGUUGGCGAAUUCACAGCUGCUUUCGCGUACGCCUACGACUGGUUCUACGACGCAUGGACGGAAGAUCAGCGUACAGCCAUCAUGUGGUCGAUCUUGUCGCUGGGUAUCUCCAAGGGUAUCACUGCUCACGGGACAAACCCUGCAUGGUGGACGACGACGAACGGCAACUGGAAUUGUGUCUGCAAUGGUGGUCUCAUUCUCGGCGCGCUCGCCAUCCUCAACGAGGACCCAACCGGCCAAGCGCAACAGCUGCUAGCCGCAGCCAUACCCAAUGCUCAAGACAACUGUCUCCAGGCGGUUCAAGACGAUGGCACGUGGUCUGAGACGUCUGAUUAUUGGUACUUUGGCACGAACGGCCAUGCUCAGAUGACUGCCGGUCUCAUCUCUGCCACCGGCAGCGAUCAAGGCAUGCUGUCGAUGAAUGCCAACUAUAACAACACCGGACUGUUCCAUAUGUAUGGCUCCGGCUUUGUGGAGAAAUUCAAUUACGGCGAUUGUGGACCGAACAAAUACACUGCUACCGCCAACGGCAUGAUGCUUUACGGCAAUCACUAUGACAUCCCCACAUAUGCACUUUACCAACGCGAUCGCAGCGAUGCAGCAGAGCCGUUAGCUAUGUUUUACUACAACGCACAAGCGACCGGCGACUGGUUCUACAACCUUGCUCUCGAUCACUAUUUCCCAGGCAGCGGACACGCAUGGACAUCAAUGCGUUCCUCAUGGACGGACACGAACGGACUCUAUGUUGCCAUGAAAGCAGGCAAUGCAACCGGCCAUCAAACACAUGGCAAUCUAGAUGCGGGCGACUUUGUCCUCGAGGCCUUAGGUCAAAGAUGGUUCGGAGAGCUCUGUCAAGACAAUUAUCUCGAGCCAGGCUACUUUUCGAGUGAAGCACAGACCUCGCUGCGAUGGCUGUACUACCGCUGUCGAACGGAGGGUCAAAACACCCUUCUGCUCGGCGGGGAAAAUCAGCUAGCUGAUGAGGCGCCAGACACCUCGUUUGCGAGCACCGGCGAAGCACAGACUGCGCUCGCAUUCACACUGCCCACAACCUCGACUGCCUACUUUGCAGCCGACCUCACUUCGACCUAUGGCGGCUCAUCCGUCAAGCGAGCCAUGCGUCUCAUCAAUGGUCGCCAGCAAGUCCUCAUACAAGACGAGGUGACCACGACUGGCACGGUCCAAUGGCGGGCACAUACAAACGCGACGAUUUCCAUCUCGUCAGACGGAAAGACUGCAUCGCUCUCACUAGACGGACAGACGCUACAAGCUAUAAUCCAAUCCCCCGAUGCAGCUCAGUGGUCAACUGUUCAGCCAGUAAGGUUGGCGUCCGACCCAGCAUUACCAGCAGGUGGCGACGAUCUGCCAAACCCUGGCGUGACCGUACUUGCUAUCAAUCUACCAGCAGGCACAUAUACCAUCGAGACUGUAUUCAACCCGCAGUGGCCGGGCGUCUCGAGCUAUUCGACUCCGCCUUCGGUCGAUAUUUCACAAUGGUCACUCACUUCGCACAACUAGCGCAAUUUCGAAAGAGGAUAGAAGUCCACUUGUUUCACUGUAUCAUCUGCAUUGCAUAGUGUAUCAUCGCUCGUCUAUACUGAUCGCCCGCCUAUGAGCAAUAUGAUGCGCUCGUAUGUCGUAAAGACGAUCCCGCCCGACAGCUGUCAGGAGGCACCGCAGAUCAGCAUGAUGCACUAACAAACUGAAUGGAGA
This is a messenger RNA of Mixia osmundae IAM 14324, 2789 nucleotides long. RefSeq lists its product as uncharacterized. The coding region runs from base 147 to 2594 and encodes 815 amino acids. Lineage: Eukaryota; Fungi; Basidiomycota; Mixiomycetes; Mixiales; Mixiaceae. The transcript has 7 exons. The record is from RefSeq and is a predicted model, not a curated record.